UUAAUACUGACCUCCUCUCAAUGUUUGUAUAUAUACACAACCAGAUCAUUUUAUGACAAACUCAGGCUGAGGUUUAGCUUUUACUAUAUAAAAUUAAGGGUAAUAUAUAAAUAUAAGCAUCCAAUAUGUGUCUCAAGGCCUCUUCUUCUCUCCUCUCUCUCGCCAUCUUACUCGGUGUCUCUUCCAUUGUAUCAGCGGUUAACAUAACCAGAGCACUCGACAAAUACCCUGAAUUCAGCACCAUGACCGAGCUUUUCGCCAAGACCAAGCUCACACCAAUUAUCAACAAACGUCAGACAAUCACCCUGUUGGCUCUUAGCAACGAUGCUAUCGGUUCCAUCUCUGGUCGACCCGAGGACGAGCUCAAGAACAUUCUAAUGAACCAUGUGGUUCUUGACUUCUACGAUGGGCUCAAGCUCAAGGCUAUUAAGGACAAGAGCACAAUGCUCACCACACUUUACCAGUCCACUGGUUUAGGCCAACAACAAAACGGUUUCCUCAAGUGCAGCAAAACUAACGGAAAGAUUUACUUCGGGUCUGCUGUGAAAGGCGCUCCUCAAACCGCUGAAUACAUCACCACCGUGUUCCGUAACCCAUUCAAUCUCUCUGUGGUCCAGAUAAGCAUGCCCAUUGUGGCUCCUGGACUGGGGGAUCCGGUUGAGGUUCCUCCCACACCACCCAUGUCUUCACCACCGGCUCCAUCUCCCAAGGAGGCUGCAGACGCUCCAGCUCCUGGACCAGCUGAGGAGGAGGGUUACGCAGAUUCUCCUCCCGGUGGAGCUCCAGAAACCGCACCUGCAUCAGCUCCAUCAGAAGAUGGUUCUCCUGCUCCGGCUCCAGCUCCAGGUCCAGAAAAUUCCCGUAAGAAGAAGGUGGCAGCAGCUGAUGAGGCUGAACCACCUACGUCUGCUUCUAACACCGGUUUGAGCUUUGGUGCAAUUCUAGUUCUCAGUUUUGUGGCUAGCUUUGCUGGAUUCUAAGAUGUUUUAAGACAGCGAGUUGAAAACAGUUUGAAAAUGUGACUCGACCGUAGACUAGUGAUAAUCAUAGUGAUACGAAGUGGACCAAAAUUCCUAACAAGUUCUAUCCACACUAAUGUAACCUCAAAAGUCAAAAUCAUUUAUCAGUAGGGAAAUUUUU
Brassica oleracea var. oleracea is the source of this 1140-nucleotide messenger RNA. RefSeq names its product fasciclin-like arabinogalactan protein 3. The transcript has a single exon. Gene Ontology annotation, cellular component: plasma membrane. The record is from RefSeq and is a predicted model, not a curated record. Lineage: Eukaryota; Viridiplantae; Streptophyta; Magnoliopsida; Brassicales; Brassicaceae. The coding region runs from base 126 to 980 and encodes 284 amino acids.